This is a messenger RNA of Harpegnathos saltator (Jerdon's jumping ant), 809 nucleotides long. It is a transcript of the gene Apf, whose product is annotated as purine phosphoribosyltransferase family protein Apf. The record is from RefSeq and is a predicted model, not a curated record. Lineage: Eukaryota; Metazoa; Arthropoda; Insecta; Hymenoptera; Formicidae. The coding region runs from base 99 to 527 and encodes 142 amino acids. The transcript has 2 exons. Gene Ontology annotation, molecular function: bis(5'-nucleosyl)-tetraphosphatase (asymmetrical) activity. Gene Ontology annotation, biological process: ATP biosynthetic process; AMP biosynthetic process.
GCAGUUGUUGGCUCCCUCUUUCAUGACGGUCGCAUACAAACUGUCACGUGUUCUAUAAUUGUGUUAGAUAUAAGCAAUAUUCCGAUUGUCAAGCAACCAUGGUGCAAAAACGCGCUUGUGGUUUUGUCAUUUUUCGUCGAUUUCAAAAUACUAUACAAUAUUUGUUGAUGCAGACGUCAUAUGGAGAACAUCACUGGACGCCUCCUAAAGGUCAUGUCGAUUCAGGUGAAUCCGACAUGGAGACAGCUAUGCGGGAGACAACGGAAGAAGCUGGUUUUGUGCCGAGCGACCUAAAAAUCUUCGAUAAUGCGAAACAAGAGAUGACAUAUCAGGUAAAUGGAGUGCCGAAGAUUGUAAUUUACUGGCUGGCAGAGUUACUCAAUCCUGAUAAAUCUGUGAAAUUAUCGAACGAGCACCAAGCAUUUAAAUGGUUACCACUGCAAGAAGCGUGUGAUCUGGCGAAAUAUUCUGAAAUGCGGAAGGCGUUAAACGAAUUCGACAAAUACAUAUACGAUAAUCUUUUAUAAUUUUAGAUAUUAAUAAAAAUAUAAACGGCUAAUACACACAUGUGCACGUGUGUGUGCACGCGCGUGCGUACGUGUAGAUGUAUGUGUGUAUAGAUUUUUAUCUAAAAAUCCAGCAUUAGACUUAUUCCGGAAAAUUUUAUAUUUUCUAUCUCGGAGGAAACUGUCUUCAAAGCAAAAUUAAUUGAAAAAUAAAACCGGAAUUAAUAAGUUCGAACAAUUCAAGCCUAUAUACAUGUUAACUAUAAACCUCAAGAGGCUAUCUCUUCCUCUCUUCCUCCUUUC